Molecule: messenger RNA, 552 nt
Organism: Orbicella faveolata
Lineage: Eukaryota; Metazoa; Cnidaria; Anthozoa; Scleractinia; Merulinidae
Product: large ribosomal subunit protein eL13-like
Biological process (GO): translation
Cellular component (GO): cytosolic large ribosomal subunit; ribosome
Molecular function (GO): structural constituent of ribosome; RNA binding
Source: RefSeq, a predicted model, not a curated record
AUCAAGAGAGCUUUGCAGGUUGCACCCCGCCCAGUUGCCGGUGCCCUUCGACCAAUUGUGCGUUGUCCUACUUUUAAAUACAACACCAAGAUAAGGGCAGGACGAGGCUUCACAUUAGAGGAACUGAAGGCUGCAGGCAUCUCACGAAAAGUUGCUCCAACCAUUGGUAUUUCAGUUGACCACAGGAGAAAGAACAGGUCUGCAGAAUCCCUUCAGGCUAAUGUUCAAAGACUUAAAGAGUACAAGAGCAAGUUGAUUGUCUUCCCAAGGAAGGCAAGCAAGCCCAAACAGGGAGACAGUGAGCCUGCUGAGCUGGCCAAUGCAGUACAACUCCAGGGUGCAGUUAUGCCCAUCCAACAGUCACGUCUACCCAUCAAGGCUCGCAAGAUCACUGAUGAGGAAAAGAAUACUAGUGUAUUCCGUAGCAUGCGUAUUGCACGUGCUAAUGCCAGGUUGAUUGGCAUCCGAGAGAAGAGGGCCAGGGAGAAGGCUGAGCAAGAUGCUCUUAAGAAAAAAUAAUCUGUGAAUAAAUGUUGAAAUUCAUUUGUUGCA